This is a messenger RNA of Centropristis striata (black sea bass), 696 nucleotides long. Its product is annotated as troponin T, slow skeletal muscle-like. The transcript has 11 exons. Lineage: Eukaryota; Metazoa; Chordata; Actinopteri; Perciformes; Serranidae. Gene Ontology annotation, biological process: sarcomere organization; slow-twitch skeletal muscle fiber contraction; regulation of muscle contraction. Gene Ontology annotation, molecular function: troponin T binding; tropomyosin binding. Bases 1 to 696 code for a protein of 231 amino acids. The record is from RefSeq and is a predicted model, not a curated record. Gene Ontology annotation, cellular component: troponin complex.
AUGUCGGAAUUUGAAGAUCACGGAGGUCAUCAGGAAGAAGAAGAUGAGGAGCAGGGAGAAGGAGAAGAACGCCCCAAAUACAAGCCGGUCACACAGCUCGCUGCCCCCAAAAUCCCGGAGGGAGAGAGGGUUGACUUUGAUGAUAUCCAUAGGAAAAGGAUGGAGAAAGAUCUGCUGGAGCUGCAGACUCUGAUUGAUGUCCACUUUGAGCAGAGGAAGAAAGAGGAAGAGGAGCUGAUUGGACUCAAAGACAGGAUUGAGAGUCGUCGGGCAGAGAGAGCUGAGCAGCAGCGUGUUAGGGCUGAAAAAGAGCGGGACAGACAGACACGGAUUGCGGAGGAGAGGCAGAGAAAAGAGGACGAAGAAGCGAAGAAGAGGGCAGAGGAUGAAGCCAAGAAGAAGAAAGUGCUCUCCAACAUGGGGGCUCACUUUGGAGGGUUCCUGGCCAAGGCAGAGCAAAGGCGAGGCAAAAAGCAAACUGCAAGGGAAAUCAAGAAGAAGACCCUGGCAGAGAGACGCAAGCCCCUGGCAAUUGAGAACCUGAGAGAGGACGGCCUGAGAGAGAGAGCCAAGGAGAUGUGGGAAUGUAUUUACCUGCUGGAGUCAGAGAAGUUUGACCUGACUGAGAAGACGAAGAGGCAGAAGUAUGAGAUCAACGUCCUCCUGAACAGAAUCCAACAUGCUCAGAAAUUGUGA